Hemicordylus capensis (graceful crag lizard) is the source of this 3046-nucleotide messenger RNA. It is a transcript of the gene ACSS3, whose product is annotated as acyl-CoA synthetase short chain family member 3. The transcript has 16 exons. The record is from RefSeq and is a predicted model, not a curated record. The coding region runs from base 206 to 2290 and encodes 694 amino acids. NCBI's taxonomy places the organism in Eukaryota, Metazoa, Chordata, Lepidosauria, Squamata, Cordylidae.
CGCAAACCGGUUUGCAAAAUAAAGUGCCCUGAAUGUACGAGCAUGGCUGCUUUGCUCAGGAUCCAGCUCGGCUCUUGCUAGUGAUUUUUACUCAGCGGGAGCGUUUCGGUUUGCUCGAGGGGGAGGUCUUGCUUUUCACUACCCCCACCCCUAACGACUACUACACGCCGCCGGGCCAGCCAGGGACAAGGGGCGUCCAGGGAACAUGAGGGUCCAGGGCAGCACAGCCUUGCUGCAGAAAGUUUUGCGCCGAAGCCGCGUCAGCUGGGACUGUAAUGUGGCAGCCCGGCACGCCGGCCAGUACUACAGGGCGCUCGCUGAGGCGCACUUUCUGCGCCCGCCGCGGUUCCAGCUCCUUCGUGCGAGCUCUUUCUCUUCACGGCUAGCCGCCGCUGGAGGAGGUGACUAUGAGGCGACUUUCAGGGCGUCGGUCGAGGAGCCUGAGAAACUGUGGGCAGAAGCGGCUCAGGGCAUCGAGUGGUUCAAGCCCUGGGCAAAAACUAUGGAGAGAAGAGAUCCCUUUAGCACCUCCUGGUUUGUGGGAGGAGAGCUGAAUAUUUGUUAUAAUGCUGUAGAUCGUCAUGUUGAGAAUGGACAAGGGGACCAGAUUGCCAUCAUCUAUGACAGUCCUGUAACAAAUACUAAAGAGACUAUAACUUACAGUGAAUUGCUUGAUCAGGUCUCCAAACUGGCUGGUGUGAUGGCAAGCCAUGGUGUGAAGAAAGGAGACUGUGUCAUCAUCUAUAUGCCCAUGAUCCCACAGACAAUAUACACGAUGCUGGCGUGCGCAAGACUAGGAGCGAUACAUAGCCUCAUUUUUGGUGGAUUUGCUUCAAAAGAACUUUCUACUCGCAUUGAUCAUGCCAGGCCGAAACUUGUUGUAACAGCAACAUUUGGAAUAGAACCUGGGAGAAAGGUGGAGUAUGUACCACUUCUAGAAAAAGCGUUGGAGAUGAUAACGCACCAGCCUGAAAGAGUUCUGAUUUACAGUCGCCCCAACAUGGGAGCUGUCCCUCUGAAGCAAGGACGUGAUGUGGACUGGCAUGAAGAAAUGGCAAAAGCCAAACCAUGUGACUGUGUCCCUGUUCUUUCAGACCAUCCACUUUAUAUUCUUUAUACAUCGGGAACAACUGGCACACCCAAGGGUGUUGUUAGACCAACAGGUGGCUAUGCAGUUAUGUUAAACUGGACCAUGUCUGCUAUAUAUGGACUUAAAACUAAAGAGAUUUGGUGGGCAGCUUCUGACUUGGGCUGGGUGGUUGGCCAUUCGUAUAUUUGUUAUGGACCUCUCCUUCAUGGGAAUACAACUGUUUUGUAUGAGGGGAAGCCCGUGGGAACUCCAGAUGCCGGAGCUUUUUUCCGUGUGCUGGCAGAGCAUGGAGUGGCUGCCUUCUUUACUGCACCAACUGCAAUUAGAGCAAUCCGUCAACAAGAUCCUGAGGCUACUUUGGGGAAGCAGUACAGACUGACAAGGUUCCGAACAUUGUUUGUAGCUGGUGAACGCUGUGAUGUGGACACAUUAGAAUGGUGCAAAAAAAUAUUCAGAGUACCAGUUUUGGAUCACUGGUGGCAAACUGAAACGGGAUCUCCAAUAACAGCUUCCUGCAUUGGCUUGGGAAACUCUUUAACACCUCCACCAGGACAGACUGGAAAACUGGUGCCAGGAUACAAUGUGAUGAUUCUGGAUGACAACAAUCAACCUGUAGAACCAAAGACUUUAGGAAAUAUUGUGGUGAAGUUGCCUUUGCCUCCUGGAGCCUUUCUGGGUCUUUGGAAAAAUGAGGACCUCUACAAGGACUUGUAUUUCCAAAAAUUUCCAGGAUACUAUGAUACCAUGGAUGCAGGUUACAUGGAUGAAGAUGGGUAUUUGUAUGUUCUUUCUCGGGUGGAUGAUGUGAUCAAUGUUGCAGGUCAUAGAAUUUCAGCAGGUGCAAUUGAAGAGGCUGUUCUCUCUCAUAGUGCUGUGGCAGAUUGUGCAGUUGUUGGCCAGGAGGAUUCCUUAAAGGGCCAUGUCCCACUAGCAUUGUGCGUCCUAAGAGAGGGAGUGAACAGUGAAGACAAACAACUUUUGGAAGAAAUUAUUGAGCGAGUUAGAGAAAAUAUUGGCCCUGUGGCAGCAUUCCGGAAAGCAGUAUUUGUGAAACAGAUACCAAAAACACGUUCUGGCAAGAUACCACGAUCAGCUCUUUCUUCCCUUGUGAACAGCAAACCCUACAAGAUAAGUCCAACUAUUGAGGACCCUACUGUGUUCAAACAUGUAGAAGAUGUCCUGAAGACCAAGUUAAAGUAACUGUUAAAAACAACUAAUCCCUGGAAUACUUAUUACAUCUAGUUAUGUCGGGAAUAUCAUGCAGGUCUAGUUUUAAUAGUAUUAAUGUUUGAUUUUAAAUGAUUUUAAUGUUUUAAUCAUUUUUCAUUUUUUAAAAAUUUGUAUUGUUUUUGUUGUACACUACCCAGAGAUGCAGAUUUUGGGUAGUAUACAAAUAUGUUAAAUAAAUAAAUAGGUAAAUAGAUAAAUAAAUAAAAACUUGAAACUCAUUUUAUUUCUGUAAAACUGCUGAGGAGUUUUCUACCACAGUGGGCAAGCAAAUAAAUGAUAGUGGAUUGGUGAAGUAAUUUUUUAAAUGAUUGAUAUUCAUAUAGAUUUAUUUUUGUAAAUGAGUGGGGUGAUGGUAACUUAUGUGCUGUUCCAAACCUGCUCCAAAUACAAAGCAGAGAAUGGUGGCAUAGAGCAGAUCCACCCAGAUUAAGCAAUUUUAUAUCACCUCAGUUUCAAUGCAAGAGUUAAUGUACUUAAAUCUCUUCCAUGGAAGUGAUUAUACAUCUUAUACAAAAAAAUUAAUUUUGUUUUAUACAAUUUUUGUUUACUUGUUGAAAACUUUGUUACUGUCAUUUUUAUGGCUUUGAAAAGAACACUAAAAUUUUCUUUAAUUUUCAGAUUAUAUAUGACAGAUGUCUUUAUGCAUGAUGGCAUUAGGUUUCUACCUUUCAGAAAUCUAAGUAAUGCUAAUAAAGUUAAUACAUACCUGCAAUCAUGCAGCACAAA